AUGCCUAGGAUAUUGUUGUUUGCGAGUGACAAGACCAUCAAGCAAGUCUCCUGGGUGUAUACCUUUGGCGGUGGCAUGUUUGACUACGGGAUCACCCUGCGAGGAGUAUAUACCAACAUAUCAAACCUCGUUGAUUCGUUCACGCUCAUGGACUUCUCAAACAACGAGCUCGAAGGUGAGCUCCUCCUCACACUUUCUCGGCUUGUGGGUCUCAUGCAGCUCAACAUCUCGAGCAACAGAUUCUCUGGACGCAUCCCAGUUGGACUCUCCAUGCUUAAGGUGCUGGAAUCACUUGACCUGUCGCACAACUUCGAGGGUGGCAUUCUGCAGGAGAUUGCGUUCAUGCCAGUUUCAGCGUUGCCUACAACAAUCUCAGUGGUCCUAUUCCUACUGGCAACAACCUCAACACCAGUGGUGUUCACCAGCAAAAUCCAGAUGGUCAUCAGCAUGUUCUACAAGUUCCAAGAAGAUGGAGAUCAUUCAAAGCUGGAUUUUACUGCACAGGCAAUCCCACAGCAGCAGUCAACAGGUCGCACUCUCCUCCAAGCUAGAUCUGGAGUUCCAGGUAUGGAUGUAAGUAGCUACCAAGGUAAUGUUGACUGGCCGAGUGCCUACAACAACGUUGCAAGGUUCGCAUACAUCAAGGGCACCGAAGGAACGGGAUACCCAAACCCAUAUUUUUCACAGCAGUAUGUUGGUUCUUACCGUGCAGGUUUCAUCCGUGGAGCAUAUCACUUUGGCCGUCCGGACAUAUCUAAUGGUGCUACUCAGGCGAUGUACUUCCUCACAAAUGGAGGUCGGUGGUCUUCAGAUGGGCAAACACUUCCUGGAGCUUUGGAUAUUGAGUACAAUCCAUCUUGUGGAAACUCUUGUAAUCCACUGCAAACAUGUUACAACCUUGGAAAGCCAGAGAUGAGGAAGUGGAUCCAGGACUUUGUGAACACUUCCAAGCAAGGAACUGGAGUUUAUCCAGUGAUUUACAGCACUGCGGACUGGUAUAACACAUGCGUGGGGACUUAUGGGGACUUUAGCAGUGUCUGCCCAUUUUGGCUCGCUUGUUAUUGUCCCAUGGUGACCACUUAUCCUUACAACUGGAAAGUAUAUACGUUUUGGCAGUACGCCGACUCGGGAACGUUUCCUGGCGAUCAGAACGUGUUUAAUGGGCCUUACUCUCUACUGCAGAAGCUCGCCAAAGGCUGA
This is a messenger RNA of Selaginella moellendorffii, 1200 nucleotides long. Its product is annotated as N,O-diacetylmuramidase. Lineage: Eukaryota; Viridiplantae; Streptophyta; Lycopodiopsida; Selaginellales; Selaginellaceae. The record is from RefSeq and is a predicted model, not a curated record. Gene Ontology annotation, biological process: carbohydrate catabolic process; peptidoglycan catabolic process; cell wall macromolecule catabolic process. Bases 1 to 1200 code for a protein of 399 amino acids. The transcript is spliced from 3 exons. Gene Ontology annotation, molecular function: lysozyme activity.